AUAUAUUUCCUCCUUCUACGAUAAUUUCAAGGCUCUGGCAGGGAAUGACGUACGGGAUUUCCCGUGGAAUGAAAACAGGUUAUAUAUCCGCACGCCGCACAAACAAACAAGCUUAAUCCAGUAAUACUUAACAUCGCAAGAUGUGGCCGGCAACUCUGUGUUUCAUAUUGGGUACGCUGUACCUCUCACGAGCUCAGUCCUCAAAUACCGCUAUCAGCAAGCAAUCCGCUGAUGCAGUCGACAACUUUUCUGUGAACCUCUUCAAGGCGGUGUUCAACAACAACGGCGGCAACGCGGUGGUCUCUCCCGUGAGUGUGUCCACUCUCCUGGCCAUCAUUCAGCAGGGUUCUGGCGGCAACACACUAGCUCAGCUGACCCAAGUUCUGUACCUCAACCAGGAGCAGUCGAAAGAGACAUACGGUCAGCUUACAAGAAACUUGAAGGACUCUUCUGGAAAUGCGACCCUGGAGUUUGCUAACGCUGCGUUUGUGGAAGAAGGAUAUCCAAUAAAACCUGAGUUCUCGAGAGUCAUGGUACAAGAUUUUCAAUCCUCAGUUCUGACUGCCCAAUUUUCUGAACCUGUUGAAGCUGCUGCAGAGAUAAACUCGUGGGUGGCAAAUCACACACAUGACAAGAUCCAAGAACUUAUCUCUCCGAAAUCACUAGACAGUUCAACUCGACUGGUGUUGGUUAAUGCCAUCUUCUUCAAGGGUUUUUGGAAGACACUCUUCUGGAAGAAUAGGACGACAAAUGACGCUUUCUUCACAAAACCAUACACGUCAAAACUAGUUCCUACAAUGCACCUGGAGACUAAACUGUUAACAGGCGAUCUUGAGGACUUGGAUGCUCGAUGGCUGCAACUUCCAUUUGAGGGCGAUCAGUAUUAUCUGCUGAUAAUUCUACCCAACAAGAUAGACGGCGUGGACAGCGUGGUGAACAGCAUCACUGGCUCUGAGUUCUCCGACCUCCUUGAUAAUUUGGACAGUCGUGGUUGGAACAGAACUGUCGUUCUGUCUCUGCCGAAGUUUAAGCUGGAAACAACGCUGCAACUUAUCCCUACAUUAAAAGAGAUCGGUCUGACAGACAUAUUCUCUCCUGGAGCGAACUUGAGUGGCAUCUCAGGGGAGAGUCUCUAUGUGUCAGAAGUUGUUCAGAAAGCAGAAAUCGAAGUGGACGAAGAAGGAGCAACAGCUGUUGCCGCUACAGCAAUAAUUGGUGUACGAGCUAUUGGUGCGAUUCUAAAUCCUGAACCUCCAGUAGUUUUCACCGUGGAUCACCCGUUCUUAGCAUUCCUUGUGGAAGAACACGAUAAAAUACCACUCUUCGCCAGCAGAGUAAUUGAUCCGACGACUUAAUAAUGAUCGCCUGUUUGUUGUUCUUGCGUGAUGCUCACAUGUUUGUUGUUCUUGCGUGAUGCACAUCUGCCUAUUGUUUUUGCGUUAUUGUUCUUGUAAAAAAAUUCAGUCACAAGAAUUUUAGUUUUGUUGAUUGCCGAAUACACUGUGAAAUAAAGCUGGACUGCAAAGUGUC
Zootermopsis nevadensis is the source of this 1530-nucleotide messenger RNA. Its product is annotated as alaserpin. Gene Ontology annotation, molecular function: serine-type endopeptidase inhibitor activity. The record is from RefSeq and is a predicted model, not a curated record. NCBI's taxonomy places the organism in Eukaryota, Metazoa, Arthropoda, Insecta, Blattodea, Termopsidae.